CUUCUGGUCUGACCAAGACUACCUUUAAGCAACCAUACUCUUAUCGUGUUAAUCCUGAGGGUCAAUUACAACCAGUACCAAUAUCACCAACAUCAGCCACUGGACCAGGCUUUCCAAGAAAUCUCCACCAAAUUUGUUCAUUGAAGCACGAAGAGGUAGUGUGUGCUGUUGCAAUCAGUAAUCCAGUCAGACACAUUUAUACAGGAGGAAAGGGUUGUGUAAAGGUCUGGGAUCUCAACUCUGUCAAUCCACAAGUUGUUAAGAAUCCAUUACAUAAUCUGGAGUGUUUGGGUGAUAACUACAUAAGAUCUUGCAAGCUUCUUCCUGAUGGUAGAACUCUUAUAGUCGGAGGAGAAACUAACACUCUAUACUUGUGGGACUUAGGAUCAGGUGCUCCUAAAGUGAUGUCACCACUUUGUUCUAAUGCUACAGCUAGUUAUAUGUCUGAAAGCAGUAGUGUUUUAAGCUGUGACAUAUCAGUUGACAAUCGUUUUAUUGUUACUGGAUCUGGAGACAAGAAGGCUACAGUGUAUGAAGUUAUACUAUGA
This is a messenger RNA of Amphimedon queenslandica, 548 nucleotides long. It is a transcript of the gene Gro, whose product is annotated as groucho. The record is from RefSeq and is marked provisional. Gene Ontology annotation, cellular component: nucleus; transcription regulator complex. NCBI's taxonomy places the organism in Eukaryota, Metazoa, Porifera, Demospongiae, Haplosclerida, Niphatidae. Gene Ontology annotation, biological process: negative regulation of canonical Wnt signaling pathway; regulation of DNA-templated transcription. Gene Ontology annotation, molecular function: protein binding; transcription corepressor activity.